UUAGUAAUUUUCCUUAGAAGUUAUGGAGCGGAGGCGUGGCCGAGAGGGGCUUUUACUUUUUCAGUUUUCUUGUGGGAAGAUGGAUGGGGCAGUACUGGGUCUUCCUUGUCCUCCCCUUUCUCUUGUUGCCUCGAGACGAAAAGCUGAGGGUGAGGAUUCUAAGCAAAUGGUGAUGAAAUCCACUCUGCCUGGGUUUAAGUGGCGUUUGGUUAUUGCUUAUGAUGGCACAAACUAUGCUGGUUGGCAAUUUCAGCUUUCACCACCAACGGUACAAUGCAUUUUGGAGAAAGCUUUAAUUCGAGCAACAAAGCUAGAGAGGAAGGAUCUUCAUUUGGUUGGUGCCAGUAGGACAGAUACAGGAGUUCAUGCCUGGGGUCAGUCAAGCUUUCAGGUCGCACACUUUGUCACACCUUUCAAUUAUGACAGCUUGGACAGCAUUCAUGCAGCUCUGAAUGGUCUUCUUCCUUUUGACAUCCGGGUUAGAGAAAUUGGCCCUGUUGUGCCUGAAUUUCAUGCUCGAUUGUCAGCAAAGAGCAAGAUUUAUCACUACAAGAUAUAUAAUGACACCAUCAUGGAUCCACUUCACCGUCUUUAUGCUUACCACAGUGCUUAUGAACUCAAUCCUGCUGUCAUGAGAGAAGCUGCAAAGCACUUUAUUGGAAAGCAUGAUUUCUCUUCUUUUGCUAAUGCGUCACGCAAUGAUCGAGUGCCUGAUCCAGUGAAGACCAUUUUUCGUUUUGAUGUCGUUGAACUGGGAGCUCUUCUGCAGCUGGAAGUUGAAGGCUCGGGCUUCCUGUACAGACAAGUGCGCAACAUGGUUGCUUUGCUGCUUCAAAUUGGAAGAGAGGCAGUUUCUUCAGAUAUUGUUCCGAUGAUUUUGGCUUCGCGGGAUCGAAGGGAACUUGCUAAACAUGCCUUUUCUGCCCCUCCUCAUGGGCUCUGUCUUGUAUCUGUAAACUAUAAUGAAGAGCACCUGCCCCUUCCCUCAGAUUGCCCUCCAACCAGUUUUGGUAGGCAUCGUACUAUAAGCAAAUGUAAACUUCCCUCUUAUUAAAUUUCAGUUGUUCCGGAACCCCAAAGGCCUAAGAAGCGCAAAACAGUUGCAAUAGUAUAUACAGAUGUUUAUGCUCCUCU
Molecule: messenger RNA, 1134 nt
Organism: Tripterygium wilfordii
Lineage: Eukaryota; Viridiplantae; Streptophyta; Magnoliopsida; Celastrales; Celastraceae
Product: tRNA pseudouridine synthase A 1
Exons: 6
Coding region: 23-1054 (343 amino acids)
Biological process (GO): tRNA pseudouridine synthesis
Molecular function (GO): pseudouridine synthase activity; RNA binding
Source: RefSeq, a predicted model, not a curated record